Molecule: messenger RNA, 1380 nt
Organism: Sphenostylis stenocarpa
Lineage: Eukaryota; Viridiplantae; Streptophyta; Magnoliopsida; Fabales; Fabaceae
Source: the annotation of a GenBank genome assembly
AUGGAUUUCCAAGUGGUUGUUCUCGGCGGUGGCGUCUCCAAGAAGCUUCUCCCCCUCGUUUCCCAGGAGCUUCCGAACGCGUUGCUUCCGGUGGCGAAUCGUCCCGUUCUCUCUUACGUUCUCGAGUACUUGGAGCUUAGCAACCUCAAAGAUCUCAUUGUGGUGGUUGAAGGCGAAGAAGCGGCUCUUCAUGUGGGGGCUUGGAUUUCAGGGGCUUAUGCUGAUCGCCUCCAUGUUGAGGUUGCUGCAGUUCCUGAGGAUGUGGGGACAGCGGGUGCAAUUCGAGCUAUUUCGCAUCACUUAACUGCCCAAGACAUUUUGGUUGUCAGUGGUGAUCUUGUUACAGAUGUGCCACUUGGUGCUGUUGCAGCUACUCAUAGACGACAUGAUGCAGUUGUCACUGCUAUGCUUUGCUCUGCUCCUGUAAGUGGACCUUCGGAGUCCGCAUCCUCUGGGGGAAAAGACAAAACCAAGAAACCUGGCCGUUAUGAUUUGAUAGGGCUGGAUCCCACAAAACAGUUUUUAGUUCACAUAGCAACUGGAGCAGAAGUUGAAAAAGAUCUUCGAAUUCAGAAGAGCAUACUCCCUGCAGUCGGCCAGAUAGAAAUAAGAGUUGAUCUAAUGGAUGCCCACUUGUAUGCAUUCAAAAGAUCAGUUUUACAAGAAGUUCUGGAUCAGAAAAGUGCAUUUCAUAGCUUAAAGCAUGACGUAUUGCCAUAUCUAGUCCGGAGCCAACUGAAAUCAGAAGUAUUAUUUAAUGGUAUGCCACAAGCAGAAGAAAACGGAACUCAAAAGGUUAUAUCUCAAAGCAAUCAACAAAUGCUAUCUCAAAUACUUGCUAAUGCAUCUGAACCAACCUUUCAUCUACGACAUGCACUGGGUCCUUAUGGUUUUACUUCUGAUCGAAGAACCCACAAAUGCUGUGUGUAUAUUGCUGGAAGUAGCAAGUACUGUGCUCGCUUAAAUUCUAUACAAGCAUACAACGACAUAAAUCGAGAUGUAAUAGGAGAGUCUAGUCAUUUAUCCGGGUAUUCUUUCUCUACUCAAAACAAUAUUAUUCAUCCUUCUGCAGAGCUUGGGACAAAAACAACUAUUGGACCACAUUGUAUGCUGGGGGAAGGUUCGCAGAUGGGUGACAAAUGCAGUGUGAAACGGUCUGUCAUUGGCCGUCAUUGUCGGAUAGGUGCCAAUGUUAAGGUUGUUAAUUCAGUAGUUAUGAAUCAUGUUACUAUUGGAGACUGUUGUUCAAUCCAAGGUUCUGUUAUCUGUAGCAAUGUACAGCUCCAGGAACGUGCAAUAGUAAAAGAUUGCCAAGUUGGAGCCGGUUUUGUGGUCACUGCUGGUAGUGAGUGCAAGGGGGAGGUAUUGGCUAAGAAGUGA